Molecule: messenger RNA, 2522 nt
Organism: Phymastichus coffea
Lineage: Eukaryota; Metazoa; Arthropoda; Insecta; Hymenoptera; Eulophidae
Gene: Prp3
Product: U4/U6 small nuclear ribonucleoprotein Prp3
Exons: 6
Coding region: 314-2302 (662 amino acids)
Biological process (GO): mRNA splicing, via spliceosome
Cellular component (GO): U4/U6 x U5 tri-snRNP complex
Source: RefSeq, a predicted model, not a curated record
UAGUAUACUAGUAUGUGAGCAUCAUCGUGUUUUAUCCACAGUUCACGUAGCAGUGUACAUGCAUUGAGUAUUUUUAUUUAAUCAAUUCAAAGUAAUUCUCUCGUCGCUCGUAAUUCGUCGCUCAUCGGUGGAAAAUGCAGACGAGUAUAUCACGUAUGACGUGAUAAUCAAGAUAUCGCAGCGGAUCGUCGCCUGUAGGUGUCCAAGCAAAAAACAAAACAAAACCUAACCUCUAAGUGAGGUGUGCGUUGUUUGUGAAUUUUGUUAUACUUUGCAUUUUUUUGAUUGAAUCAGAGAUCUGCGCGCGAUAAGUAUGUCGUCCACGCACUUGUCGCGCAGGGAAGUGGAUGAGCUUCGACCAUUGAUUGAUCGCAGCAUCAGCAGGUUCCUCGGGAUUAGCGAGCCUUCCAUCACUUCUACCGCCCUUCACUGUCUCGAAGCUGGCUAUGACAAACGUAAAACAGCAGCUAAAUUGUCAGCUUUGCUUGAUGAUAAGAAAGCUGCGAAAGUAGCUGAGAAAAUCUUUGUAGUUUAUGACGAUGUCAAAGCCUCACACAAAUCCAAAAAACGUACACAUGAUGAAAGAGAUAAGGAGAAAGAUAAGGAAAGGGAAAGGAUCAGAGAAAAAGAAAGGGAAAGAGAAAGAGAAAGGGAUGCUAAAAGACCAAGAACCAAAGAGAACGACUCAAAGAAAUCAAGUCGCUCAAAUCAUGUAUCCCUUACCGAGGAACAAAAGGAUAAAGAAAAAGCUAAGGCAUUUAUGGAAAAUGCACAAAAGGCAAUCAAAGAAAGACAAAUGGCCAUGGGUCAUAAAGUGCCACGACAAGAACUUGAGGCAAUCAAGCCUCUACUUAAUGAGAGUCUUUUAGUGAACACAGUUGGUUCUACCUACAGUCAUGGCCUUCUUACUAAACCAGAUGCUGCGAAAGCACAGAAACUUGCUGCCCUACAAGCAGCCAUUCAGAAUAAAUUGAAGGCCGGUAUAUUGAAUUUAAAUGCUAAUGUAGACAAACCAAAACCUUUGAUUCUGGAUGAGUCUGGAAGAACUGUGGAUCACACUGGCAAAGAAGUACAUCUAACUCAUGUCGUCCCGACGCUCAAAGCUAACAUUCGCGCCAAGAAGAGGGAGGAAUUCAAGGCUCAGAUGCAAGAAUCCAAAGUUCCUGAAGAUUUCCAGGAAACUCACUUUUUUGACAGUCGUAUAGGUAUAAAGCCGGCAGUGAGGAACAAAAGAGCUCUUAAAUUUCACGAACCAGGUAAAUUCAUGCAGAUGGCAGAGAGAAUUCGUAUGAAGGCUCAGUUGGAAAAGUUACAAAGUGAGAUCAGUCAAAUUGCUAGGAAAACUGGCAUCAGCUCUGCAACGAAAUUAGCAUUAAUUGCUCCAAAGACUGAAGCACUAAAUGAGGAUGUACCUAAUGUUGAUUGGUGGGAUUCUGUGAUUUUGACGAAAGAUUGUGAUCUCAAUUCAAAAGAUAUUAACUCCAUGAUUGACUUUUCCACUAUUACUAAUUUAGUUGAACAUCCUGCACAGAUGAGGCCACCCACGGAACCGACGAAACCUAUAUGCAUGCCAAUCUUUCUUACAAAAAAAGAACGUAAGAAACUUCGUCGUCAAAAUCGUCGCGAAGCUUGGAAGGAAGAGCAGGAGAAAAUUCGUUUGGGUUUGGAGCCUCCACCAGAACCAAAACUUCGUAUUUCUAAUUUGAUGCGAGUUCUUGGAACUGAAGCUGUACAAGAUCCAACAAAGAUCGAAGCUCACGUGCGUCAACAAAUGGCUAAGAGACUAAAAGCUCAUGAAGAUGCAAAUGCUGCUAGACGUUUAACUGCUGAUCAGCGACGUGAGAAAAAAGCGAGAAAACUCAAGGAGGAUACUUCUCUUGGAGUUCAUGUAGCUGUAUUUAGAAUACGCGACUUGGUGAACAACGCAUCCAAAAAGUUUAAAGUGGAGACGAACGCAAAACAGUUGUACUUAACUGGUUGCGUGAUGUUAUACCGUGACUGCAACGUAGUAGUAGUCGAGGGUGGUUUGAAACAAAUCAGCAAAUAUAAACGUCUGAUGCUUCACCGUAUUAAGUGGGAAGAAGACACAACAAAAGACACCGAAGGCAAAGACGUUCCAAAUAAAUGCGUUCUCGUGUGGGAAGGAACAAGCAAACACCGUCACUUUGGCGACAUCAAAUUCAAGGUUUGCCCGAUUGAGAAACAAGCUCGCGAGCAUUUCAAAAAACACCAAGUCGAACAUUACUGGGAUCUAGCUUACAGUGGUGCUGUACUCGAUAACACUGAUGAUACUGCGGUCUGAGCAAUGACUUUCUUACGCCAAGGACACUGGCUUCUGUACAUAUAUGAUAAUGAUAAUAAUGAUGAAUUGAUUACCAAUGAUAGCGAUGGUUUGAUGCUUGUUUCUUGCACCUUUUAUUUAUUAAAGAUGAGCAAGAACAAGGAGAGAAAUCAGUACGAGAGGCGUAUCAGGGAUAAGAUUUUUAUCUGGUAUUGUACAAAGUUUACUUACUGAGUGAAUU